CGAGGCACUCACACAACACAAAAGGUCCGUCGCUCACCAUCAUGCUAUUCUGAGUGUGCUCCUUCAUCGCGAGAUCCCCGCGAAGCACGUUCACCUGCGAUACAACAUCCACCAUGGCCGAGACAUACACUAUUCCCCAGUCCCUUCGGCCCGGCCAUGCUAGUGAACAUGCCUCGGUCCGCCGCGACAGCGCACCCACGAUGAGCUCAGGCAAGCGACUGAUUGUGUGCUGCGAUGGUACCUGGCAGGAUGGAAUCGUUGUCAAUGCUAAAUGGAAGUACACGAAUGUCUUGCGUCUUGCUAGGACAAUCAGGCAUUCAGACGAAAGGCUAAACCCGCCCGUAGCUCAGAUAGUAUUCUAUCAGUCCGGCAUAGGAUCUGCGCAUAACCUUUACUCUGAGGUCAUCGACGGUACUACGGGGGCCUCUCUAGGUGACAAACUCGAGGAAGCAUACUCCUUCUUGGCUCAGAACUACCACCCUGGCGAUGAGAUUUUUCUCUUCGGGUUCUCGCGGGGCGCGUAUACUGCUCGCACUAUUGCUUCCCUCAUAGGAGACAUUGGUGUCCUCGACCGGACGGAGAUGGACCAUUUCGCGGAGAUAUUCGUCUCUCUGCAGAAACGAGCAAAGUCUACUGACCCAGACGAGAUCGGACAGCUCGAUGCAAUCCUGGCGCCAUGGACCGGCCCCCAAGCUCCUGGGAUGCUACGCACAGACCACGGGCCAGAGGGCUUCUCUGUCAAAUGCGUCGGAGUCUUCGAAACAGUCGGAUCAGUGGGUCUGCCCGAAGAACUGACUCUCCAUUCAGAGAAGACAAAGAACCUCCUUGGCUUCCGUGAUAAGAAGCUCGGGCCCCACGUCGAAAGGGCGUGUCACGCUCUUGCUCUGAAUGAGCCGCGCGCUGACUUCGACUGUGCGAAGUUUGAGCAAACCGAAGCAGGAAGACGGAAAGGACAGAUACUGAAGCAGUGCUGGUUUACUGGCUGUCACUCAGACGUUGGUGGAGGGUAUCAGCAACAUGACCUUUCCGACUUGACGUUGACUUGGAUGGCGGCAAAUAUCGGUGACAUGCUGGACUUGAAUCUUGAGUACUUGAUGACCCUGCCGCAACCAGUGAAGCCGUGGGGACAACUGCCUCCACACGACCCCUUGACAGGAGUCUACAGCCUCGCAAAGACCAUUCAGCGCAAAUUGCCCACUGUCACGGACGACGUCACCCACGAAACGGUGCACCUAUCUGUCUUGGAACAGCCGCACAUCUUACCCGAGCUAGCUGAGAAUAUUCAGAAGAAUCCACGCCUAAUAUGCGCUCUCCUUCCGCUAGAAGAGGAGCUCAGGCAUCGAUGGCAUGUGGCUGCCGAGAAUGCGAGCGCACAGGCCCACGCAGGCGUGUCCCUCAGCGAGUUCGUCAUGGCAGCACAUCACGAAGGUUCUGGGCACCGGGUUGUGUCCGAAGCGAAGAAAUGGGUGGAUUUCGCCGUGGACAAUAGCACCGCCGCAGUCAUGAAGCACCUCUUGCGUUGACCCCACACAAGAUACGUGGAAGACCUGUUCAAGUUCAGACGAUUGGGGUAUCUGACGGGCUAGGAAUAUGUACACUUCGUUAGCUUGAACUCCGGAUAAUAGACGUCGCGGUAAUUUGUCUGGUGCAUUGAUCAUUACAGCACCUUCUCUUGCUGAUAUGUCAUCUUUGACAGGCAGUUAAGUACCUGGUGUGGCUUGGGUGUGGCUCAAUUAUCUUCAGGUGCGUAGGAUAGUCUUCCGGACUCUUCCCCGCGCCGCUCGGGCUCGGGGGCGCCAGUGCUAGUGAGCUUGUGAUCAUAAAUGCGAUCUUCAAUGCAAAGCCACUACAUAAGUUACGGAGAACUGGCCAGGAUAUCAUCGUGAUCCUCGGGCUUGUACCGUACCGGUAGAUCCGAAUCUACCCAAUUGUUUGAGGUGC
This is a messenger RNA of Rhodofomes roseus, 1941 nucleotides long. RefSeq lists its product as uncharacterized. The transcript is spliced from 19 exons. Lineage: Eukaryota; Fungi; Basidiomycota; Agaricomycetes; Polyporales; Fomitopsidaceae. Bases 114 to 1523 code for a protein of 469 amino acids. The record is from RefSeq and is a predicted model, not a curated record.